AUGCUACUCGCUUUCAUUGGUGCUCAAAGACUAAAUCCUUGCUGUUUCUUGGCCUAUGGUUGGCUGCAAAUAUACGAAGCUUAUGUAUCGCUUCUUAGAAUAGAAGAUUUCCUCCUCUUAAAAGAUUUGCCUGCAGUCUCAUGUGAUCACACGUCUGACAAAAGUAAAUCUGAAUUGAAAGAGUUAAAAAGCGGAUUGAAGGAUCACGAGGAAAGAGUCGAAGUCAAUCACUUUGACGAUGCAAUGGAUGAGCGGGGCAUGGCAAUAGAUUUGUGUGUGUCGAAUUUGACAUGCAUGCAAGUCGGUCGAGAAGAGGAAUACAUCUUAGAAAAUAUCGACCUUAGAACAGAAUCAAAAAGCUUGACAGUUAUUACUGGACCAGUGGGAAGUGGGAAAUCUACUCUACUCUCGGCCAUCGCCGGAGAGGUACCAAAAAAAAAUGGAACACUGACUCGCCCAGAAAAACUUGCUUACGUUCCACAGAUUGCAUGGGUCUUCUCCGGGACAAUUCGGGAAAAUAUCUUGUUUGGUCUGCCAUACGAUGAGCAGAUGUAUAAGAGAGUGCUCCGAGCGUGUGCACUUGAUAAGGACAUGCAGGAAAUGCCCGAUGGAGACUUAACUGUUGUUGGAGAACGCGGUGAAGUUCUUAGCGGCGGUCAGCAGGCAAGAGUAAGUUUAGCUCGCGCAGUGUACGCUGAUGCAGAUCUUUAUUUGUUGGACGACCCUUUCAGUGCUUUGGACUUUAAAGUUGGUCGACACAUCUUUGAAAACUGUAUUCAAGACUUCCUGGGCGACAAAACCAGGGUAUUAAUCUCUCAUCAAGAGCAGCACAUGAAAGAGGCGACUGAAGUGGUAGUCUUAAACAAAGGCCGUGUUUUAGGAAGGGGAACUUUCACAGAUCUUCAAGGGGAAGGUUUUCUUAAUACGACUGUUAAUCCACUGCAUCAGAAAGCUCCAAAAGAUUCGACAUCCGACAAGAAAUAUAAUGAACAAGAAGAGAAGUUCAUCGAUAUUAGCGACGAAAAAGAUCCACCAUCCACUGGAGAGAAGGGCCUGACAAUAUCGGAUGAGGAUCGUACUAUCGGAAGGGUGUCACCGAAGCUUUACUGGGACUACUUCAGCAGUGGAACUCACUCUAUGGGAAUCCUUUCCAUGAUGUGUUUGUUCCCCAUUGCGCAAGGUAAGCCUUUCUUAUCUGAUCUGAUGGUCGACUGUGUUUCAUGGAAAACGCAAAAGAACUCAACUUUAGACAAGAGACCUGCUAUAACCUAAUUGCUGUUUAUUAUCUUGCGGCGUUCGGAAUCGAGAUCAAGAAGUAGAGUGAUUUUACAUGUGAAGAGAUUUCGUCAUGUUGGUCAGUCCUACAUAAAGAUCCCAUGAAGAUUUGAAUUUUUUAUAGCUUUUUUCUGGCUGAGGUAGUAGAAAAUGAGGGUGCACUUUGUUCUUCACGUCAAGGACAACAGAAGAGCGUGAAAUCAUUCAUUUUAGUGGCAAAUUUCUGAAAUUGUGAACCUAGGUUGACAGUAGAUCGAGAGAAAAAUGAGUUACCCUUUCUUAACUCGUAAAUCGAUAAGAGUUUUUGUUUUGAACUGAUGUGCCAAUGUAUUUCAAGUUGGAGGUGAAUGUUCAACCCUAGGUCGCUGUCGAUGGCCGCGGCUGAGAAAGUUGUUGUCGUAAGUGAAAACUAAUACACUCUACUUGCAGACGUGGAAUUUAGAAAGACUAUCUAUCCAGUUAUUGCUAAGUUCUACUUACAUAUAGUCACCCCUGUAGCAUUAGACCUUGUGGAAACUUAAUUGGUUUGUUUUAAUUUCAGCAAUAAUUGUCGCUCCCGAUGUUUGGCUCUCGCUUAUGACGAAGAAGCUUCCAGAAGAUCAGAGAAACAAGAUAAACAUUAUCAUCUACACUUGUCUUGUCAGUGGGUGCGUUAUGCUCGCCUUCGUUCGAGCAUAUGCUUUCCUAUGGAUUUCUCUGAAAUGUUCUGAAAGUCUCCAUGACUUGAUGGUAGUGGCUCUUCUGCGAUCACCAGUGUUGUUUUUUGAUUCAAAUCCAGUAGGAAGAAUACUCAAUCGGUUCUCGAAAGACAUUGGCUGCAUGGACGAGCUUUUGCCCAAAGAGUUUCUGUUGUCAAUUCAGUUAUCAUUACUGGCUAUUUGUACGAUACUUAUACCAACUGUUGCAAAUCCUUGGCUCCUGUUCGUCAUUAUUCCGUUGAUGACUUUUGUGGCAUUCGUCUCCAAGUAUUACUCGAAAACGUCCCGAGAGUUAAAAAGGUUGGAAUCAAUCAGCCGCAGCCCUGUUUUCUCCCACAUAUCGGAGACUUUGAAUGGAUUGGAUACAAUUCGGACAAGAAAUAGGCAGAGAGACUUCGUCCAUGAGUUAUACAGGUACGUUAGCGGUUUCUUUCUGUAGAAGUGACGCCUUGUUAAAAAAAGGAAUUUCUGCUUUGCACCUUCAAACAAACAAGUUGCGGAAACACGCGGAACAAUUACCAAUUUCUUUUUCCUAGAUACCAAGAUACCCAUAAUCAGAUAUCUAUCAUGGUGAUGGCCAGUGCCAGAUGGCUCGGAGUGCGCCUGGACGUUGUUGCUUCCCUGAUAGUUGGUUCAGUUGCUGCAGCAACAGCGUUUGUGGCCCAAGAUGCCGGUAAGUAUUAAAGAGAGGGAAUGUUUUCGGUUCACUGUCAACAAACAUAAAAAGUCAUUAACUUUAAGUUAGAGAAAUAUCUGAUUUCUUAAUGAGAAGUUGACUUUUAGCAUCAUCAUUGUCAGCAUUCAUUAUCGUCGUCAUUGCCGUUGCAGUCACCGUUGUUGUUGUCUUCGCCGUCCUUGUUAUCAUUAGUUUAGGAAGUUUAAGAAACUAUGACGAAAAGAACGACGUUAAGACCAGUAAGCGCAGAGAACGAGAGACGGAAAAAAGGACGUUUUGGGCGGCAAAAGGAAACUAAAGCGAUGUUGUUAUUUAAAGACGACGGCGUUUGAAAUUUCGGUUAACUUCGCGUCGUAAAGAGAUAUGACAUCCUUCGGGCGCAUUGAAAACUUUGCUUUUCUUAGUUAUUUCAUUUUUAAGUAUUUCUUCUAAAAGAAAAUCAAGCUGUGAAAUCUUAACAUCGAUACCACUGUCUCUUUCUUCUUACAGUCGAACCUGUAUUAAGCGGCACCGUAAUUAGCGGGCAUUAUGUAUUAAGCGGUCAGUUGUCUAACUUCCGAAAUUUUUACCUCUUAUUUACACAGUUUUUUAAAACGGAACCACUCAAGCAAAACUGAGAAUAAUCCUUAUCGUAAUAUUUAUCGAUAUUUAUCUCCCGUAAUUAAUGUUAAUUGUUUUAUUGAGCGAAUUUUUGUAUAUUAAGCGGUCAAUUAUGGCCCAUGAUGACCUUUUCUAUCGAUUCUUUAUAAUACUCUAUUCUGCAGUAUAAAGCGGUCAACCUGCACUAAGCGGUUACCAAGCCAUUUCUCGUGGGUGACCGCUUAAUACAGGUUUGACUGUUUUUCGAUUUUAAUCCUGAAUUUGUUUUGUCAAAAUAUUGUAUCGGUCGUGGACUGACUUUCCUGUGACUAGGAACUUUCUCGGUGGUAUGGCAUUCACAUAAUUUGCCAGUGCUUCUCGUUCUAGACCUGAUUCUAGAUUUGUAACGUUCAAUUGCAAGAACAUCUAGGACGUAAUUCAGUAUAUCAAGGUCAGUGUUCCAUUGUUCCGAAUUUUUUUUAAUCUCGGUACCUAUAUUAACUGAUGCAACUUGAAUGUCGUUAUAACAUUUAAAAUACCAAACUUUUGGUAAAUUGUGUGACAACGAGGUAAAUUAUGUGUUGUACGUAACGAUCAUCUAUUCUGCACCAUUUUUGCCAGAUUUUCAAGGUGGAUAAACAAGUAAACAAACUAUAAUACAUAGAUUUAGCCAAGCCUAAAAGCGGAGGUUGAAAAGUUCUAGAUGGUAUUUCCUCAAGUUUGCCAUUAAUUGAAUUUACUGAAAGGUGGAUUUGUUGCAACAUGUUAACAUGAAAUGCAACAAUAAAUUUUAUUGAUAUGUAAAAGGUAUUCAUUUGACUAUCUGCUGGCAAGUCUUUGCAUUUUAUUUCAACCCAACUAUUUUCCACAACUUUUAAACACCAUUAAAAAAUAAUUAGUCAGGGAAAUGGAAAAUUUGUGGCAUAUACACCAUGUUUGAAAUGUCAAGUCCAUAGUAAGCUAACAGGAUUGAGAAGGGUAUAAGUGGGAAUAGAAUCUCUUGUCUUCAUCAUUAAUUUGCUAACUGCUCCUGUUGGCAAUGUUUUGAUGAGGUUGGGUUGUCAGGGCAAAGAAAAUGAGGAUUUUAGUCGGCAGUGACUUUUUCAAACCUGGAAACUACCAUCAUGAAAGCCAGACUUGUGCCUGGUAACUCAUUCUUAUUCUGAUGAACUAGUUUUAAGAAGGAUACAAUAUUCUAUUACAUAAAGUUGAUGCAUAAGCUGUGCACAAAACUUUAAUUUGACUUUAAUUUUAUAGCCAAUACCAAUCCUUAGACAUAAUAAUAUAUUAGGAAGAUCAGAGGAAAAAAUUAUGUGCCAUACAUCUGCGAGAUUUCAUGUAAUUAUUUUAAUUACAUGAAUAUUAACUGAUCUAGAAGAUAUAAGAAUAUUCAAAAAAGAAGAAAAUUUGAUUGAAAAAUUAGAAUUUAGCAUAGGCCAGAUAAACAAGAUUCUUAGAAAAGAAAUGUGUACUAAUGAAAAAGCUAAGCAAACUUUUUUACAAAACCUGCCUGUAUCUGCACGGCAGAUAAUAAAGUCAUUCAAAGUAGUCAUAAUCCCGGUUUUAUAUGUUGAAAACACAUGCACGCGCAGAUUUCCUCUAAACCUGUAGUUCAAGCCUGCAAUGACUUUUAAAUUUUGAUGAAUACCUAAAAAAGAGAACAAAUAAAUGUCUAGUUUCUAUUUAUUUAGUUUACACGUUGGUUAGUGAGGUAAAACUGAGUCAAACAUUCAUACGACGACAGGUUCAAGAAAUUUUCAUAGCAAAUUUUUAAGGUUAGUCUUAACAAUCACCUUCAUGAGCAAAUUAGACCAGGUUUGUACUGAUGAUGCCCAAAAGAACUAUCUGUGGUAAGAGGGCAGGCUCUUUUUCAUUUAAAGAAAUACUGAGGUUAUCAUCUCCCCACAAGUUCAGUGCAAAGUGAGAGUGAAUAAGACUGAUAUUGACUAUGUUGAAAAAAUAUUCAGAGGAGGAUAAAAAGUAAGAUAUGGUCUGCACAACUCUCUUAUUUUAACUUUUUAACCUUAAAAGCUAAGGCAUUUAUAUUCUUGCGUUGUGCCCUAUGUGGACGUCAAUUAAUUCAACUUUCAUGCUUCAAAAUACAAAAAAAGGUUCUUUUCAUCUAUGAGCCCUAAACAUUAUAGGGGAGGAAGCAGGUCAUAGUAAAAACCUGAAUUAAAAUAGGAGGGCCCCCAUUAAUUUCAGUCCUAAUUUAAGGAGGAUCCUUGCUUUUACAGAUUUCCAUCCUUUAAAACUCGCAUAUCUUGUGACCAAUUCCUUAGAUCAAUGUUUAGUUUGGGCAUAAAUAUCGGUAAGAAACACUAUGCAUUAAUGAAUGCUUGAGCAAGAGUGUUUAAUGCCAUCUAAAUAAUAAUAUUACAUGUUACAAUGUAGUAACUUACACAGCAAAUUUAUAUAAUCACACAAUUCCAAACGACAGAAGUCAGGUUCUUGACUCACCUGCCUUUAAGGGCCCAAGGUGGGAAUAGAUAUGGUAAACAGUUACAAUUAAUACAAAGUUGAAAGUUUGAAAGCUAAAAGAUAUACAUUACAAUUAUCAGACCCUAUGCGUCCUGGCAAAAAAAGGGUCAAUUGCCACCAUAACUUCUCCCAAACAUCCAUGCUUACAGGAAAUCAUUAAUUUUUUUCACUAGGUGGUACUGUACUUACAAUACUUCUAUCAACACAAAUGUGCUUUUCUAAAGUUAUCUCAUACCAUAUGACUGUACAGGUCAUGUGGAAGGUUCCUGCAUGGGGGAAUGACAUUUCAAUUACCUCAGCAAACUUUAAUUAUCAGAAUUGCAAGUCAAGCUGUAUUUACCAAGUGCUCAAGUUUCCAAAUCAGUCACCUAAUUGUUACAUUGGAGUUCACUCCUUUUAGAGGCUCUCUUCAGCUUGAUCAUCCUGUUACACGUGAAAACAUCAAAUAUUACUAACAUAUUAAAAUAAUUGUUUAGUCAUGGUACUUUUCAGCGCUAUUUUUUCAUGCUUUCUACUCGAUUCGUUCGAACUUCAGGAAAUGGUUUGUCUCACAAAACAUGGAGCCACUUUCUCUUCGCUCAACAUCUCGAGGCACACUUACUGCUCGGGUUAUGAUGAACAUCCUUGCGAUGCGAUAAUUUUUUCCUAAUGCUGGAAACUGAAGAAUCAAUCUCUGAAAUUGCUGGUCAUCACAUUUUGCAAGAAGCGUCCGAGCUGUGAUCGUGUAAUUAAACGGGGUUCUGGCAAUUAGAGCUCACAAGCACGCUGGUAUGCAUAUGGUUAACGUAAAUAAUUGUUGUUUACAGUUUUCAAAUUCAAGAGCCGUUUUUGAGAGUCUGUUUCUGUAACCUUCCUGAAUGUUUUCUGUUAAAUUCAUUGAGGUACAAUUUCGGAAUUUCGUAAUUGAUUAUAAACAAUAAAUUCGUAUUAGCACCAUAAUUUAGGGACGUUUUCAUGACAUAUUAUUGCUUUAAAAUUUGUGAACCAUUUCUGAAACCUGCUUGGAUAUUUUCUUUUGAAUCAAUUGAAUCACACUCUCGAAAUUUCAUCAAUAAUUAAGAACGAUAAAUCCGUAUAUGUAGCACAAGUGAAUGCCACAUUUUAAACUUUCCAUACGAUUUUAGGAAACUAUACUUAAUUGACUCUGGAUAGAUUAGCCUGCGAUAACUAGUUGAUUAUUUUAUUAUUUUGUAGCCUCAAAAGCUUGGCUCAAGACUCUGGAGGUACUUAACUUGACAUACUUAAUACACAAGGCAUCCUUCAAGGAAGAAGGUUGGAAUACAAUUACUUUUAGGACCGUUUAUUGCACCCAGUUUACAUAUGUAGAUAAUUGCUUAAAAAUACCAAUUAUAGUUGUAUUCAGAGGCAUAAACAUAUAGGUAAUAUUUUUCUAAUUUUUCAAUAACCUUCUUCCUUUAACCCUUAUCUCCCAUGUGUGAUCAAGACAGAAUUUCUCCUUACAAUAUCAAUACAAUAUCAGGCAGAAAAGUGAUGAGAAUAUAGAAAAAUACUAAUUAGGGCAGGGAUUAUUAAUUCAUCCAUAGCAAAUUCUUGAAACUAACAUCACAAGAACUAACUAUGUGGCAGACAGUAAGGAGAAUUGCUAAUAAGGUUUGGGAAGUUAAAGGGUGAAUUGUGCUCCUGAAAUGGUGAAUGGUAUUGAAGAAAAAGUAAAACAAGUUCUUGAAACAUUCAAUGUUAAAUAAAACUUUGUCAUGAAUGUUAACCCUUAAACUCCCAUGAGUGACCAAGACAUAAUUUUCCCCACAAUGUCAAUACAAUAUCAACCAGAUAGGCGAUAAGAAUAAGGACAAAUAUCAAUUUGGGGAUAAUAAGUUGAUCCAAUACUUAAUUCUCUGAACUAACAUUGUAAGAAUUGUAUGGUUGAUAAAGGGUUAUUAAUUGGGAUGGGAACCAAAACAUCUGUUAAGCUAUAAUUAUAACAAAUAACUUUCCAUGUAAACAAACCAUAAUGAAGCAUGAUAUGAAUCAAUUUAAUCUCAUCCAGUUUGAAUAUAGAAUCCCAAUCUAAUUAACUUACAAAAGGAAUAGGAAAAAGCUCAAUGUGUUUUUCCUGCUUCUGUUAUUCUAAAUAUCACAAAUCAAUCAUGCCACCACUUCAGUGUGAUUUAUUUUUGAUGAUGUCAACUGUUUCUUAUGGACAUCUAUUCUUAGUAUCUAUCUUUUUAUCAGCUGACAUCUGAGAAGAAUCAAGUCCACACUGGCAAUUUGACACAGUUCAGGCAAACCCUUAAAUUGAUUAAAUUUUAUUUGAUCAAAAACAUGAAAGGCAAUUGGGGAAAUUAACUAGCACAAUCCAAAUUUCUCUUCUUAAGUAUUCUGUAAUGUUUCUUCUAUCAAAUGGUAAAGUUUACAGUUUCCCUCAUUUUACUGUCUUCUGUUCAUUUGUUUGUUCCUAACAACCUCAACUAUUACUACCAACAAAUACGAGGGCUAAUAAAACGUGUACAGCUGUUAACACUUGAAUCCCUGAGAGAGACUAGCACCUAAUUUAUCCAUGAACAUAAGACGUAAGCUACCAGCAACAGGUUUAUCCAUUGUUUCAUAACAUCAGAUUCUCGUCACAUUUUUUUGUUACAUUUGAAAGCAUAUGAAAAUUUUAAUCAUUAUAAUAUAAUGAAAUCCCUCUUUUUAACCCUUUUAGUCCCAUUAGUGACCAAGACAGAAUUUAUCCUACAUUAUCAGUAUGAUAUCAAGCAGACAAGAAAUAAGAAUAAGGAAAAAAAUAACAAUCAGGGGAUUUUUGGUUGAUCUAAUUCCAAAUUCUUCAACCUAACAUCACAAAUUGUAUGGCAGUCAGUAAGGAGAAUUACUCACGAAAUCUUGAGAGUUAAUGGUUAAGAGACAUAUGGUAAUCAUUUGUACCAGAAAGACAGUGAAUAAAUGUAACAUACUCCAGGAAAGUGUUCUUUAAUACAAUGAAGUUUCAAACUCUUUGAAAUUAAGUUGACUUCAUGAUUCAGAUUUUGGUUAAAAACAUGUAAUAUCUCUUUACAUGGAUGAAAAGAGAAUGCCAUUUAUGAAUUUUAAAAUAGUAAAUGUCAAAAACUUAAAGAUGGAAUUGAAAAAAACUGCUAAAAUAUGACAUAUCUAUUCACUGAUAAUUAAAUCAUUAGCUGGCACAAGGAGAUAUAAAAGAGGCUUUGUGAAAAAACUAGGGCAAUAAAAUUAAAGAUUCAGGAGAAGCAUAUGACAUCAAGUAGUUUACUGAUGUUUUCACCUGAAUUCAAUCUAGAAAGAGAGCUGUGCAACACUUCUGUUUUAUCUUCUCACACUUCAAUUAAAACAUGAAAUUUAAUUAUUUAGGGAGGAAAUUGAAUGGAUAUAUGUUACAUAAAAAGAAAACUCUUAUAACAAAAAUAAAGCAGAAACAUUUUACGGACAUGUUUAUGCUUCUGAAUACAGCUACAAUAAGUAUUUUAAGCAACUAUCUACAUAUGUAAACCGGGUGCAAUAAACGGUCCUAAAAGCAAUUUUAUUCUAACCUUCCUCCUUGAAGGGUGGCUUGUGAAGUAUGUAUAUCAAGUUAAGUACCUCCAGAGUCAUAAUUCGGGCUUUUGAGGCUACAAAAUAAUAAAAUAAUCAACGAGUUAUCGCAGGCCAAUCUAUUCAAAGUCAAUUAAGUAUAGUUUCCUAAAAUCAUAUGGAAAGUUUAAAAUGUGCUUCACUUGUGCUACAUAUACCCUAUACCCUAGAAAGAAUUAGAUACUUGCGCUCGCCGUUUGCUAUCAUUGAAAACUUCUUAGGCAAAACAAAUUAAAAUACGUAAGAUAACUUCUUUCCCCUUAACACAACGACUGUAUUAAACAUUCCAAACGACAGGACAGGAUAUACCUCAAACAAUACGAAUACUUUGAAAUGUUAUUCGGGCGAUGAACCGGCGCGAGGGUUUUUAGGCGAUGAAUGCCAGUCAUACCGAACUGAUUUUAAUUAUAAACUGAAGCUAGUAUCAAACGCCGAUUGGUUGAAAAGGUUUGAAUUCUUUUGGGCCUUAGCGUAAGAAAAAACCAAGAUAAGACACGACUUACCUCCUCUUCUUUCUCGGAUCCUUUAUGGUUCGCCUCUCUUUGUUGAUGACCUUUUUUUAGUCUAUUUUCAGGAGCGUCUUUGUAGUUCCUUCUCGCGUUGCUCUUCGCUAGAUAUUCGCCUUUUUACUUAUGCCUUCUCUUGUUUUUUUUCGCGCUCCUCUCACCGUAUUCUAUCUAUUUUGGUGUCCUCUCUAACUUUCUUGCCCGUUUUUCUCGACUCGCCCUACGUCUUUUACUUCUAGUUUUUUUGGUCGCUCUUUCUCUUUCUUUUCAGCCUUUUUUCACUCCAAAACCUCUCUCCACGAACUUGAAUUAUAACAAUUUCCUCCCGUUGACAAAGCUUUAACUCUGCCGGGAUUGUUGCUUUGCGAGUUGAUUAGAAAUUGCAAAAUACUGAGAAUUACUGUUCAACUUCAUCUCACCAGUUUGAUUUCCCGCUCAAAACGCGGGUUUCAAAUUAUUUGCUUACAUGGCUUGACAUCUUCUGGCCCAAGUGAAGCACUCUUGUAAUUCCUAACCGUGUGCCCGCGGCACGCUAAACUGAAGCUCGACACUCGAGUAUGCGCACUUCAUUGUCAUCUUCCGGUGUCUCCUAGAGCACACUAAUGGGUAUCCAAGUUAUGCACGCAAUUGCGUCCGCGCAUUACUUUCUUUCUCGCCCUUCCAUUACGUAAUGGCUUCCAUAGUGCCCGUGGUACAGUUGGCCGCGCAUGCUAAAAGUAGCACCUUGUACGUUCGGUCCUACGGUGUCAAGUCCAAAUUUUUUUCGGCUUGAUGGGUUAUUACUAUUUCGUAUAAUUAACAGGCUACGUUGCGCGCGCUGUGAGCUCCGCUGUUAUUUAACAAGGUAAUUUAGUGUUAUCAAUUGAGUUGAUAACGUAAAUCGCCCACCGUAAAGAGUUUAAAGGCUGACAUUUCAGGUGUUAGCCCUUCGUCAGAGCGAUCGAUGAAAGGCUAACGCUCGAAACGUCAGCCUUUAAACUCUUUACGGUGGCCUAUACUCUUCCACCGACGUAGCAGCAUAGUUUCUUUAGAAACUUACCCCCUUUAUUCAUAUAUAAUUUAACAAAAAAUAAAUUCCUACGCGAUCAGCAAAGAAUCAUGCUCGUGUAUUUGUUAUUGAAAUAAAAUUAUCGGAACUAAAACAUUUACUUAUAUUUCUGUUCAGUCACACGUCUUAAAUUCUGGAAACGGUUUCGCUUAACUUGAGAUAUAUAGGUAAGCACGCAUACUGCAAGAGGGGUGAUGAGGUUCCCAAAGUUACAAAGUUAAGAUCUUAAUAUAAAAAAUCUGACAGUUAACGUUUAAUACAGAAUAUUCCAUUUCUAAGCGAAUACUUGUGAAAAAAUUUCGUGGAUGGCGUUUCGUUUCGUCAGAUACUUUUCGUAAAUUUCAAGCGAACUCGUCGAGCAUCGUGCUCAAAGUCCCGUUCGCGAAGUCAAAAUGAAGCAAUCAGGCCCUCUAUCGCAGAGGGAUUCCCAACUGCACGUUUAUGAGUCACAAUGCAUACCAUGAAAAAUUGUCGCUGAGAUUUACGCACUAAAAGGUGCGACAUAAACUUUCCUUCCCUAGCUCGUCGAAGAUGCUGGGAGCCAAUCAGGUAGCAUUUUUCACCAGUUAGAAAAACGAUAGGUCCUAGCUGGAGCCAUGCACUGUGUUUUUCCACGUUUGAACCAUAUCAAGGUGAUUCAUUCAAUCUUCACUAGCUGCCUUUGGCUUUUGUAACCGCUCAGAAAAUUUUGAAAACCCGCUCCCAAGGUUUUGUGGCAGAUUAUAUAGAAAGCAUGGAGAACAAAAAUACAGAGGACAAAACAAAGCGAGAUUCUAAACUGUUCAAAGACUUUUGAGAACGAAGAUAACGAGGAUAGCCAAACGAAUUAAUUAACAAAUACAGAGGCCUUGACUGUGCUCUGUUCUCCUGUAAAGCAUGCUGAAAGCGGCUAGAGCACGAAAGAAGUGUAGGGAGAUACACGAGACGUAGUCGAUUGUUUCUCCACACUUUUUGAGUGCUCUGGCCGCUUCUUAAGUUGAGUGAAAAAUUUUACUUUUUCGCCCCUUGAAACUCUUCGCAAGUCGACGAGUGGACGACGACGAGAAUUCUAGGCCACGCUUGCGCAUUAAUGUUCAUCUCUCUUCCAGUAGUCGUUCUUCCAGUCUCGUGAUUGCUUAAGCUUUGCAGGUGUUGCUGUCGAUUUUCCAACUGCCGUCUUUAUUAUGAAGAUAAUGAAGAUGAGAAUGGUUGUAUAAUUAUUAGUAUUUCAUAGAAGGGACAGUUUUAUUCUCCUGUGGGAAAAUACAGAAUCACAUAUACAUAUGUUAUUCGCCAUUCGGGAGGUCCGUAUUAGGAAAGAAGGUUCUCAACACAGAAGGCAAAUUUUUUCCUAAUACGCACCGACCUGAGCUGGUCACAAUCUGAUACUGGUUUGGCAAACAAACUCAAGUCCAAUGACUGUCUUGACAAUUUUUUCUUCAAAAACAUUAAAUGAUCCAACGGAAAACAUUAUUCACUUCCAUCGACGAUUAGUGUACAAAGAAUACCUGUGCUCAAUCAGUAAAUGGCGAUGAAAGUAAUUAUAAGUAAUUCAGGGGCGUAAUAUUUUUACCAAAAGGAAGGAGCCCCCCCCCCCCCCCCCCUCCACGAUCCUAAUCCCCAAUUUUACUUUUUACUUCCAUAUUGUCCGUGCAUGGAAGGUUUAUAGAAAAUAUAAACUUUCAAAACUACAUUGUAAUUCUCUUCCUAAUAAAAAUUGUACUCUGUCACACGGUUCAUUAUAAGUAGUCAAUGUUUACAUUUUCAAUUUUCCUCCAUAAUUAGCAAUUGCCACUCUUGCACUUGUUUACGUCGUCCAAAUCACAGACACAACCCAAACGGCAGUGAGAAGAAGCUUGAAUGUUGAUAAUCUCAUGACGUCAGUGGAACGAGUUAUGACGUACACUAAGCUUGACUCUGAGCCUGGAUACAAAGUAGAAAAACGUCCCCCAGAACACUGGCCACGCGAAGGGAAAAUCACCUUUAAAGAUGUAUCACUGACAUAUUACCCGGGAGGACCUCAAGUACUAAAGAAAAUUAACCUUGAAAUCAAAGGCGGAACGAAGAUCGGUAUUGCAGGCCGUACAGGUGCAGGAAAGACUUCUGUUUUGGCAGCUCUACUGCGCAUGCCAGAUGCUGAUGGACAGAUAAUGGUUGACGAUAUUCCCAUAAUGGAGAUUAACAUUCAAGAAGCUCGACGAUGCAUAUCGGUUCUUGGACAAAGUCCAGUCCUAUUCAGUGGAACGCUGAGAAAAAAUCUCGAUCUUUUGGAGCAGUUUCAAGACAAGGAUUUAUGGCAAGCAUUGAGAGACACUCAACUGAAAGACGUAGUUGAGAGCCUGGAGGGACAGUUGGAUUACAAGCUUUCCGAACAUGGCGCAGAUAUCAGCGUAGGAGAAAGGCAGUUGAUUUGUUUGGCUCGUGUCUUGUUACACCGAAGCAAGAUCAUCAUCUUGGAUGAACCCACUGCACACGUAGAUCCAGAAACAGAGCACAAAAUGUGGAGGGUGGUACGCGAGAAACUGAAGGACUGUACCGUAAUUACCAUAGCUCACCGCCUGAGCUCAAUUAAAGAUUGUGAUAUGAUUUUGGUUUUAGAAAAUGGAGAAAUACGCGAAUUUGGCAAGUUUGAUUUAUUAGUGAGAAGAGAGGGAGGUAUAUUGAGUGAAAUGGCUAGUGUUUCAGGUAUCUAAAAUGUGCAUGGAAGAAAGUCACCGAAAACCUUGCCUCAUCUUAUUGUUCUUGGUAAAAGAUAGCAACAAAAUUAACCAAAUGCGACAGAAAGUUAAUCCCGCUCCCUUUUGAGCUGAGGUUUUUCAAAUUGGCUUUGCAAUGUGUUUUAUUCUACAUUUUUCGACACUUUAGCUCUUAUUCCGUUUUAGAAUGAUUUAGGUAACAAAAGCUUCUAAUGAAUUAUUGUCUUGACGUCAUGGCUCUCCUUGGGAGCACAGUAACGCAGAAGGAGCACCAAAAAACCUUAAAGAAAACACAAUCGAAUGCGCAAAGAAAUCGGUAAUCUUCUGUUAUUUUAUACCAAAAUGGUUGUAUGGUUUUUAGAGAUUUAAAUAAGUAGAUGUACUUGUCUGCCUGAUUUUUAAACUAACAGGGAUAAAAAAUCUUAGCAUCGUUUGCGUCAUUUUGAGGAUUUUGUUAGCUUCAGAAAGCUUUGAGCUGAGUACACCAUCAUGCACCUGUAGCGAUGAAAAAGUACAUUAUUUCCUCUUUAAGCAUAAAACAUGAAGGAAUUCAUUUCUAAUUAUCAGCUCCCUUGUUAAAGCGUGAUCGUGGCUCUCUACUUUUGACCGUUUUAUUGAAAUUAUGAAGGCGUUAUAGUAACUUACCUGAGCUUGUGGGAACAGUUGCAUGAGCAUCCUAAUAAUAUCUGCUCACACAUCAGCGCUUUCUCCGCGAACAUUCUUCAUUUCUUGGAAUGGAUGAAAGCAUAUUCUGCUUUAUCCCUUUCUUGCCCGUGUUUGGUUUUUUCUGAUACAUUUGCUUGGAAUUUUUUUUCUUUCGUACGUUACCCUUUCCUGGUCUGCUUACUAUCAAUCAGUAUCAUUGAUAUAUUCACUGAGCUGGCCAAAUAGAUUUGAGGCCAUGUCUAACUUAAAAGCAAAGGAAGGAAGGAGCCUUAUUCCUUAUUCUAGACAAAAAUUGCGUUGAACGGAGAGAAAGCGCUGUACCCAUGCCUAUCAGUGUGUUACAAAUAACUUCCGAAAAUUACGAAAGGUUAACGCUCAAAAAGUCUGCUUUAAAACUCUUCGAAGGACAACAUCAGUUCCUUUAUUUUGGCCAUGAAAAAGCAUUUCCUAGCAUAGUAUUGUGAAUAGAAAAAUAUAAGUAUGUGGUUUGAAUUAAUUUUGUAUAUAUACAAUUUUAGCUGUAGAUGAUAGAUGUUUGGCAAUUGAUAUUCAUACUUUGUACUAUUCUUAAUUAUUUCAUGAUUACUCGGUAGAUAUUUAGCAUAAAGGGC
This is a messenger RNA of Pocillopora meandrina, 14761 nucleotides long. NCBI's taxonomy places the organism in Eukaryota, Metazoa, Cnidaria, Anthozoa, Scleractinia, Pocilloporidae. The record is from the annotation of a GenBank genome assembly.